Molecule: messenger RNA, 1002 nt
Organism: Phyllotreta striolata
Lineage: Eukaryota; Metazoa; Arthropoda; Insecta; Coleoptera; Chrysomelidae
Source: the annotation of a GenBank genome assembly
UCACAAUUGAAAAUAUCAAUAUUUAGGGUUAGUGCCGAUAAUCCUAAAUUCAAACCUUACAAGUUCGAUUAAGUAUCUGACCAUUCCAAAAUGACGCAAGAAAACAUAUUUCUCUUCGUGCCAAAUAUCAUAGGAUAUGCAAGAAUCAUUUUGGCGAUAAUUUCCUUCUACUUCAUGCCAACGAAUUAUAUUGUGGCAUGUACUUGUUACGUGGUGUCUGCUUUAUUGGAUGCUUUCGAUGGUCACGCUGCUAGAUACUACAAUCAGAGCACUAAGUUCGGUGGUAUGCUCGAUCAGCUCACGGAUCGUUGCGGUACAAUGGGAUUAGUGGCUGUACUUGCCCAUUUUUAUCCAAAGUACAUGUUUCUAUUCCUGCUUUCCAUGUGCAUCGAUGUGGCCUGUCACUGGAUAUUUUUGCACACUUCGAUUUUGCAAGGAAAAACCAGUCAUAAAUUUGUCGAUAUGUCGGAAAAUCCAAUUAUGAGCCUUUACUAUACCAAUAAAACUGUUCUUUUUAUGAUGUGUGCGGGAAACGAGGCUUUCUAUGCCUCUCUCUACUUGUUGCAUUUUACCGAAGGGCCUAUAAUUGCAGGUUUGGGGCUUUUUAGAAUCGUCUUGUUCCUCUCUGCUCCAAUUUGUUUGAUGAAAACGGCUAUAUCUAUUCUCCAUUGCAUUGUGGCAUCAAGGAAUCUUUCAAUUAUAGAUUUGAACGAGAGAAAGAACGCUGCAAAGAAGGCGCAUUAACUUUGUAUUUCUGAAACUAUUAAAAUGAUAAAUGUACUUCCCUUAGUUGUAGAAUAACAGUAUAAAAUGUUUUCCAAAUAUGUAUGUUGUAUAAUAUAUGUACUGUUUUAAUCAAUUACAAUUAAUAUUUUCAAUUCCAAAAUAUGUUCUAGUCAUAGGCUCUUCUUAAAUUUUUUAUAUUUUGUUUAUUUUAAAUUGUAUUGUGUAUUCAUAAUAAAGUUGUUGUAAUUUUAGUACGAAUUAUAAUAAUAAAUCUCC